Molecule: messenger RNA, 2392 nt
Organism: Anneissia japonica
Lineage: Eukaryota; Metazoa; Echinodermata; Crinoidea; Comatulida; Comatulidae
Exons: 17
Coding region: 264-2354 (696 amino acids)
Source: RefSeq, a predicted model, not a curated record
CGUCAGUUUCAAUUAUGGUGUACUAUACAUAUUCGAAUGUAGGCUUGGCUAUUCAUGUAGGCGUGGGUUUGAUGGAUGGUAAAAAAUCGUCUUUGCCUUACUAGUACAACAAAUUGCCUACAGAUUUGGAAGAUCGUUAGUCUCCUGUCUUGCAUCUAAUACCGCGCUUUGAAGAUUAUCCCUGCUCUUGAUGCCUAAAAAAUCAAUGAAAUAAUAUAAUGAAUACAAAGAGAAAAUCGUAAUUAACUGGCAGCUUGUGAUACAUGAGGAAGAUGUAUCGGCGACGUCUUUUAUCGUGCUUGGUUAUAUGUGUUGGCAUACAGAUAUUUCUUGGUCUGUCAUAUAUUCUAUUUGAAAGGAAGUAUUAUACGCAUUCCAUUGGGAAGUUUGUGCUAGAGAACAAACUGGAGUUUCAAUACUCGGUGGACAUUCAUUCGAAAAGAAAAUCAAACAGGUCACGUGAUCAUAGACAACAACUACAUAAUCAUAAACGUCACAAAUCACAUGGAUUAUCAAGAAAUGACGUUUACAUAAAUAGUACGGAUGAUAUUCUGAACCGAUUGAUAGCUAAUGAGGACAGUCUCUUUUCAUCUUCAAUAUGGACGGAUUCGGAAAGCAAGUGUAAUAUUCCGUAUGUAGAUGAGCCGAAGGGUCUUUGUCGGAACAUCUCAUGGCAGUGUAACUACAGUCCAACGUUUACAGUCCAAGACAGAAGUAAAAGUACUUUGAAAGUAUACUGUGAUGGCUUAUUCCGAGUGAAUUUUAUCAGUCGCGAAGAAAGCGAAUUCCCACAUUCUAAUCAUGAACAUCACAAGGACGCUGUUUAUCGCACCUACGAAGGUCCAACUGAAAUCAACUUCACCUCGCAAUAUGCUGACGUAAUCUGCAGUAAAUCGGUGAAUGGCAAGUCGAAGGAAUAUCACAAUUAUCGAACUCAGUUUAAACCAAACAAAGACGUUGAGGAUAAGCAACGGCUGCUAUUUGAUAAAACGAAGGUGAAAGAACCUCAAUGGCAACCGCUGUCAAUUUUAUCGAUCAGCUUAGAUUCUGUGUCGCGAGCACAUUUUCAUCGGUCGUGUGGUCUACCAAAAACUGCCAAGUUCCUGCAACAGUUAUACUAUGCGCAAUUCGGAGGCACCAGCAAGGGAAAAGUCACGCGUGAUUAUAGUCACCAAGCGUUUCUAUUCAAUCGCAUCAACUCUAUCGGGGGAGUCACUGCUAUGAACUUAACACCACUGUAUGCCGGUAUUUUUUUCUCCAGUGGUGAUGACCAAAUAAGAGUGAAAGAAAAAAGAUUUACAAAGAAAGUUGAUGAGUGGAUCUGGAAAUAUGCAAAUGAGAGGGGUUACGUCACAAGUUACGGUCAGGACAAUGGAAACGGUCUAUUCGGCACACGUACUGUUUGCAAGGAUUGCACUGACCGACCGGGAGUGCUUCCGUACUGGGAACACGGAUGGGUGAAGUUGGAAAAUAAGGAGGUGUCCCCAGGCGUAUUAUCUGGGUUUUGUGUUGCUGAUCACAUGGUACAUGAUUAUAUCCUGAACUACACACGAGACUUCUUAAAGCGAGAUUAUCCAGCUAAAUGGAUUGCAUUUGAUCUUAACGCGCACCAUCGGCCAGAAGAGGAAUCAAUCAACCAAGUGGACGACAGUCUCGUAAAGUUUCUCAAACAUAUUUUACAUGAAAACAAGAAUUUGGUUGUAUUCCUGUUUGGUGAUCACGGAGACCAGUAUCACCGUGGGAAACUCACUUUACAUCCUGGUAGCCAACUCCAAGUUCUGCUUCCGUUUCUCAGCAUUAUACUACCUCGACAUGUAUUGGACGCAAAUCCAAGAUGGCGGAGUAAUUUGCUAAUUAACAGUCAAAGAUAUAUGGUAGGCAGUGGUGACACAAGCGGGGACAUUUGCCCUCCCCCGUUGGACAGACCUGGACCCCCAUCACGUGAGUGUUCUGAUGCGGGCGUUCCAUUAUGGUCGUGUGCUUGCAGACAACAAACGGUUGUUACUGGCAACUGGACAGAUGUUCACAAGAAUUACGCUCAAAUGGCUGCCGAUAUAAUAAACACACAUCAUUCACAGAAACCUCAGACAUCGUGCAUGGAUGUACACAUAGACACGAUCACAUCUGUUAUUGAACAGACAUUUGCGUACGGAGGAAGGGAGAAUCUAGUCCAUUACCAUAUAGAGUUCAAAUCUCAACAGGGUCCAUCGAAGUGGCAAGUCCAGGUGAAUCCCAAAGGGUCUAUUGAGUAUUUGAAGCAAAUCAGUCGUUACGAGAAGUACAGGGACUGCCAUGACGAGCGAGUGUCAAUAGAGUUCUGUAUAUGUCUCCAGUAUCCACCUGGCACCCCGUGACGAUAGUGGCAGGGCGGCAAAACACGAUACAGAGGAAC